AUGGACUCACGAAUAGUUCCAAACUCCUACAUUGCGCUUCAGCUGCCGUCAGGAACAACCAAAGUUUUACAGGUAGUUCCAUACACAAACAUUUCACUGGGAAAGUACGGCUCUUUCCCGGCAAACCAAAUCAUUGGACGGCCGUUCCACCUUACAUUCGAGAUACUCGAUGAACCGGAUGAACGUGGACAUGUCUUGCGUGUUGUCCCAGCUGCAGAAUUGCAUACUGAAUCGUUGAUGACGGAUGGGUCUUCGGCGGAGCUUGAAGACGGGGUGGAAGCCGAAACUGGUCGUCGAGAGGAUGAUGCUCCUAACCCCCGCGACAACCGCAACAUCCAAGACGAUAACUCAGCCCAGCUCCUAACAAUGGAAGAAAUUGAGAAUUUAAAACAAGGAACGACUGGUGCUGGAAAGGAGAUUAUCGCAAAGUUACUGCAAUCGCAUUCUAUGCUAGACCAAAAGACGGCUUUUUCUCGCGCCAAGUAUACCCUUAGGAAGAGAAGAAAAUACUUGAAGAGAUUCACUCCGCUUCCGCUUGAUGUGUCACUACUCACCAAUUGGAUGCUUAAUGACAAGGAUUCGUCCAGGACAAUGGAACUUCGCGACGAGUUAGUGGGGUUAAUAGGCUGUUGGGCCAAUGUUCACCAUGGCGGGGACGAUAUCCUUUCAGAUCCAACAGACUCUGAACCUCGUGGCAGGUGGCUCAUGGUUGAUGAUACAGGCGGGUUACUUGUUGCCGCGAUGGCAGAAAGAAUGGGAAUACUUUACCCCUCCCCAGCAGAGAUGAGCCAAGCGUCUCUCGAAUCCGUGCCUGAGGAAACCGAAGUCGAAAUGGAAACAGUACAAACAACUGACCUGGAUGAUACUGCGGAGAAUGGCUCUACAGCUCCACGGCCAUCACAGCGCCGGCACCGAGAGCCGGGUAUGUCAGCAAAAAGCACAAGCAUCACACUAAUACACCCAAACUUUCAACCCAACCUUACCUUUUUGAAAUAUUUCGCUUAUGACCUGAACGAUCCGCCCGAAAACCACCCCCUUCACACUAACCUUAAAACACUCUCUUGGAUCCAACUUGUUGAUCCAGAGUCUGAUAACACCUAUGCUAACGAGCCCGCUUUGGUACCCGAUUCCGUCCUCGAGGAGUGGAAACCUAGUAAGAGAGGUGGUUAUUAUCGAAAACGACGCCGAUGGACAAGAGUUCGCUCUGUUGUAGAAGAAACUCGUGCCGGUGGUUUCGAUGGUUUGAUUGUGGCGACCCUAAUGGACCCCGUUUCCGUUUUGAAAUACACGGUUCCAUUGCUCGCUGGCUCAGCGCCGGUGGUGGUAUACUCACCACAUAUUGAGCCACUUGUGAAGCUUGCUGAUCUAUACUCUACGCUGCGCCGCGCCGCUUAUCUGAACCAGAAGCAGCGCGCCAACGAAGAACGAAUUGCCAAUGAUGAGUCCAACGAUGCCGAAGAGCGAGAAGGCAAUACGGGAAAUAGCCCGCAGGCCUUUACUUAUGACGAGGAAGACUUCCCGGUUGAUCCCUCGCUUCUGCUGGCCCCAUCGAUCCAGACAUCGCGCGUCCGGCCCUGGCAGGUGCUCCCAGGACGCACGCAUCCCCUUAUGACGGGGCGAGGGGGUGCAGAAGGCUAUGUAUUUCACGCCACACGCGUGAUCCCAGCAGGAGGGAAAGUCGAAGCUCGGGGCGUUCCGGGCAGGAAGAAGAGAAAGCUCGCUGCUGAUACUCCCGAGCAGUCGAGGGCAAGCGAGGCCGAUGGUGACUCGUAA
Ophidiomyces ophidiicola is the source of this 1773-nucleotide messenger RNA. It is a transcript of the gene TRM6, whose product is annotated as tRNA (adenine(58)-N(1))-methyltransferase non-catalytic subunit trm6. Lineage: Eukaryota; Fungi; Ascomycota; Eurotiomycetes; Onygenales; Onygenaceae. The record is from RefSeq and is a predicted model, not a curated record. Bases 1 to 1773 code for a protein of 590 amino acids. Gene Ontology annotation, biological process: tRNA methylation. Gene Ontology annotation, cellular component: nucleus; tRNA (m1A) methyltransferase complex. The transcript is spliced from 2 exons.